Messenger RNA from Xenopus tropicalis (tropical clawed frog), 5817 nucleotides. Its product is annotated as potassium voltage-gated channel subfamily C member 1. Gene Ontology annotation, molecular function: monoatomic ion channel activity; voltage-gated potassium channel activity. The transcript has 5 exons. Gene Ontology annotation, cellular component: voltage-gated potassium channel complex; plasma membrane; membrane. Gene Ontology annotation, biological process: monoatomic ion transmembrane transport; potassium ion transport; protein homooligomerization. Lineage: Eukaryota; Metazoa; Chordata; Amphibia; Anura; Pipidae. The record is from RefSeq and is a predicted model, not a curated record. The coding region runs from base 44 to 1879 and encodes 611 amino acids.
AAAAAAAAAAAGGAAGGAAAAGAAAUAGGCACCCAGGGCACUUAUGAUCAGCUCAGUUUGCGUGUCAUCUUUCCGCGGGCGCAAGUCUGGAAAUAAGCCUCCUUCCAAGUCAUGUUUGAAAGGAGAUAUGGGCAAAAACGAGGACAGCGACAAAAUUGUCAUUAAUGUUGGGGGCAUCAGGCAUGAGACCUACAGGAGUACCCUCAAAACCCUGCCAGGUACCAGACUGUCCUGGCUCACCGAGCCUGAUGCCUUUAGUAACUUUGAUUAUGACCCCAAAACAGACGAGUUCUUCUUUGACAGGCACCCUCAAGUCUUUGCCUAUGUCUUGAACUACUAUAGGACUGGGAAGCUGCACUGUCCCGCCGAUGUGUGCGGACCCCUGUAUGAGGAAGAGUUGGCCUUUUGGGGGAUUGAUGAGACUGAUGUGGAGGCAUGUUGUUGGAUGAAUUACAGGCAGCACAGGGACGCAGAGGAAGCCCUGGAUAGCUUUGAGACUCCAGAACCCACCGAGGAGGAAGAGGAUGGAGAUCUGAAAAGGCUCUGUCUCCAAGAAGAUGGCAGGAAGCUGGGCAGGUGGAAGAGAUUGCAGCCGAAAGUAUGGGCUCUGUUUGAGGAUCCCUACUCUUCAAAAGCUGCCAGGUAUAUCGCCUUUGCUUCCCUAUUCUUCAUACUCAUCUCCAUCACAACGUUCUGCCUUGAGACCCAUGAGGCAUUUAAUGAUGUCAACAACAAGACUGAGGUCUUCACGCAAGGCAACAUCACUAGGACGGAGACCAUAUUGGAAAUGGAGACUGAGCCUUUUCUCACUUACGUAGAAGGCAUUUGUGUGAUAUGGUUCACUUUUGAGUUUCUAAUACGUGUUAUUUUCUGCCCAGAUAAAAUGGAGUUCAUUAAAAGCAGCUUAAACAUUAUAGACUUUGUGGCCAUUUUGCCCUUCUACUUGGAAAUUGGCUUGAGUGGCUUGUCUUCCAAAGCAGCCAAGGAUGUUCUCGGGUUCCUUCGGGUUGUGCGAUUCGUUAGGAUCCUGAGAAUCUUUAAGCUCACUCGCCAUUUUGUUGGGCUCAGGGUUCUUGGCCACACUCUACGAGCCAGUACAAAUGAGUUUCUCCUUCUUAUCAUAUUCUUGGCACUUGGAGUUUUAAUCUUCGCAACCAUGAUAUACUACGCAGAAAGGAUCGGUGCUGCCCCAGAUGACAUCACUGGAAGUAAGCACACCGACUUCAAAAACAUCCCAAUAGGGUUUUGGUGGGCCGUUGUAACCAUGACAACUUUGGGAUAUGGGGACAUGUACCCAGUGACUUGGUCCGGCAUGUUGGUGGGUGCUCUUUGUGCUUUGGCAGGUGUGCUAACUAUUGCUAUGCCAGUCCCUGUUAUUGUCAACAAUUUUGGAAUGUACUACUCCCUUGCUAUGGCUAAGCAAAAGCUACCAAAGAAAAAGAAUAAACAUAUUCCCCGACCUCCUCAACCUGGAUCACCCAAUUACUGUAAACCAGACUUGCAGUCUCCACAUAGAAGUGCUCAAGGAGAUGCCUGCCCUUUAGCUCAGGAGGAAAUCAUUGAGAUCAACAGAGCAGACUCCAAGCAGAAUGGGGAUGCUGCAAAUGCUGCACUGGCCAAUGAAGAUUGCCCUACUAUAGAUCAGGCUCUGUCACCAGAGGAAAAGUCACCCGUCACGCCUGGUGGGAGGGAGAGAUAUAAUCGCGAUCGUGCUUGCUUCCUGUUGUCCACCGGAGACUUUGCACAUUCCCCAGAUGGCAACAUUCGCAAAGCUGUCAACGCCUGCACUCCAUCACCUCAGCACGACGACUGGUACAAACAAGACGUUGACCUGCUGCAUGACCUCAAUGCCAAUGCUGCUUCUUGGAUCAAGCAGUAGGAUGCAUGAUGCCUUAGGGCUCUGAUCAAUCAUUGAAGUUGAUUUAUACUUUUCAAACCCUACAUUUGAGGCAAGUCAGGUCCCUCAAUGGCUGUGAAACUGUUGCUGUGUGCAGCUUGCCCAAAACAACACAUAAUGGCGGUGGGACAGGUUGGGUAGAUGUCAGUACUGUGAGCACUGUGUAUUCUUCCCAUAUGCCUCAUACUUUGUUGGGUUAGAGAUCCAAAAUAGCAACAUAUAUUUGCUCCUCACCUGUACCAGAACUUCAUUCUUAUACAGUACCUUGACAAUUGUACCAAUGGAGCAGGGGUUUUGCCAAAUAAUUUGCGUUGCAAUAUUUGUUGCGCGCCCCAAGAGAUGCACAGGAUUUAAAAAUACUUUAAAAAAGAUCCUGAAACAAAUUUCAGAAGCAAUUUACCAUUCAUUUAUUAAACAUUAGGGUAAAGUAAAUAUGACAUAGGUAGUGGAAUAAGGCAGAGCAGAUUCCAGUAGUAUAGAAAGAAUCCCUGGGGACUGCAUGUACAUUGCUGUGAUUGGCAGCUCCUUCUUAAAGCAUUCUUUUAUAUCCCCAAUGGCCUUGGUCUGCUUAGUGUCUUCAUGUUUCAUGAAAGCAUCCCUGGAUAGCAAAAAGUCACAUCUGAAUAUGAAAUAACACAAGACCUAUCCUUGCCUUUGUAAGGUAGUGUGUAUCUUAGCUGAAGGCCCUUUAACUUUUUGCUGAAGAUCUUCAUGAACAUUGAGUUCAAGUAGUGGGGGAAUAGCACACAGACUGUAACUAAAAUCACAGCUUUCCUUGAAAUUAUGGAAUAUCGCCAUGCAUGCACAUCAGUGAGCAGAAAUGGAGGAUGCUAGUCAGGUUACUCUCUCAGUAUGUGGAGGCUGCAUGUGUUCACAGUAAAACAAAUCCAAUCAGCCCGCCUCCAUUAUGCCCUGCUACUAGAUCCAUGUUUGCAUAUUUGUAGUUGCAGGGGGUGAUGUUCCAUAAGCUCCUGUGUUGGUUUCAUUGCAUAUUCCAUAGACUCCAUUCUAAGCGGUAGCAUUUGCAACAUGGUCAGUGUGAGUAUGUCUGCCCAUGGCUUUAAUGCUGGGGUACAAAACUGUAAGCCUCUCAAGAUCCAUAUGAGCUAGUUAUUAUAUUUAUCCUGGGUAUUCCCUAAAUAGGAAAUUCUUUAGACUUUUAUGGCCCUUGAUUGGCUUAUGUGUGCCGCCGCUGCUGCUGCAUGUUUGCUUCUUCUCCAUGCUUUCUUUCCCUUGAGGUAGCUCUGAGCAAAGCUAAACCCUGAGAAACAUGUUAUAUUUUAUAAAACAGCUCAGACUCCUGAUCUUAAGAAUCAGCAGCAGUACAUUAAAUAGCAGAGGAAUGGUGGCGGAGUGUACUUUGCCAGUGGUUGAGAUGAGACAAUAUAUUGGAACCAGAUUGAGGGUUUACAGUGCUUUACAAUUAAAGGCGUAUUUGCUAAAUGAUAUGUAGAAAUAGAGACAUGUUUUCAUUUUAAACACAUGGUGCAAAGACAGUUUGGGUGCAGUUUCCAUGAUCAUUUUGAUGGCAUAAAAUAUGCUCCUACAAUAGAUAAUAGUAAAUUAAAGGUGUUACCUGAUUCAUUCAAGUGAAUCUUGGGUUGUGAAGAGGGUUUCCCAAGGUUGGCUCCUCUCACUAAAAAAUGGUUUGAAAAAUAACUGAUUUAAAAAUAAAGUUUACAGUUUAGUAGAACUGGAACAAAGUCUGCACCUGUAACAAUAAUAAUUCCUUUGAAGGUUAUGCAAUGAAAGGUUCAAAGUUUGCUACUGGUCUAGUAUCCCAUAGCAACCAAUCAUCAGGGAGCAUUUGCUGGCCAACUGUUUGGUGGACCAGGGCAAACAGCACCUUUAUUUUGUCACCAGGAUAAAGUGAACUUUCUGUAUAAUGGAUCUGAUUAAGGCUUUUAAUCAUGUUAGAAAAUAUAUUUGUACUUGGCUUGCUUGGUAAAUGACUCGGAAUGCCUUAUGUUUUGCAUCUCUGAUCAGAGCAAAUGUCUAAUUUUUACUCUAAGCCAGAAUUGUUCAUCCGGUGUCCCUGCAGCUGCUGCUGAACUGCCACUUCCAUUCCUGGAAUGCUGGGAGUUGUAGUGUAACAACAGCUGGAGGGCCACUUGUCAGACAUCCUGCUCUAAAUAAAAUCUCAGGGUUCCCAUUACUUUGAACCACACAGGUGGUUGGUUGAUAUACAGAACUAUAGCCACAAAACUGGAACAAGCUGAGAUUAGCCAAAACACCGGACUUGAGUUAGAGAAUCAGGCCCCUGGGUAAUACACAAAUAAUGUGGCCCAAUCCAAUUCCUCUUCGCUAAUUAUUGUUUUACAAAUCUCUAUGACAGAACCCCAUUAGGGAGGGCAUGGGGAGAGUUAAAGUACAAUGCUUAGGAGGCAGCAGGUUGGACGUCUAUUUACCUACCCUCUGCUAUUUUUUUUUAAACCUUAAACCAACUAUGGCACUAAAAUAACAGUACCAAUUUUGGGUUACCUGUAUCCCUAUGAUAUAAAGAUAUUAAACAAGCUGGUAUUUUGGUUAAUCUCAGCCCAGUUUUGAAGCUCUUGUCCACCAUGGCCCCUGAAUUUAAUUCUAGCUUUCUAAUGUGCGUCCACCAUUUCUUGUAGUGGUGGAAUGGCCAGUAAUUAAAUGUUAUUAGGUAUUCAAUUCAACUGCUUGUGCUGCUACCGUUGAUCUGUUUGCAUGGAGCUAUCUUUGUUAUUUAACUGUGCUUUGGCUGCUCAGAGGCAUCACAGCUCAUACAUAUCUCUCCUAACCAACAACCCACAGGGCUACACAGCUUGGUUCUUCUAAUUGCAGACAAAAAACAGAAUAAUUAUUUGUUGAAAAAAAUCUUCUAGAAUAUGAAAUUCUUAUUUAUUAAUAUCAUUCCAAUGAUACAUCAAAUGAAAAAAGAAUAACCAAGAAAAAUGAAAGUGCAUUAGUUUGCAUUGUUUUCACAUGCCCAAGAGACAGCCAUUUAUCCAUUGGUAUUGUCCUAUUGUCCAAACUAAUACCCAACCCCCUACCCCCAGCAGAUGGGCCACAAGCUAAACACCCCUGAUUAAUGGUCUAUAGAAUAUUUUCACUAGUGUAUGGCAACUACAAAUUAAGGAGUGUCUCUCCAGCUACAUGGUGCAGAAGCACGAGGUACAUUUUAGUAUAACUGAGUUAUUCUUAGAGAAAUAGGGUCCUGGUUUUUACCACCCAUCAGGGAGACAAGUGGUGAAGGAGGCAAGCAGUGUUCAUCCUUUUCUAAUACAGAACCUCUUGGAUGGUACUUUAUGGCCACCCAACUAGGUAGCACUAACGUCACUUAUAAUACUCAUUGUGGUUCUCCUUCCACUCAUGCAGAUCACCUCUGGCUGGAACAUAAUGGCCACCCAACUAAGAAGUACUUACAUCACGUAUAAUACUCUUUGUGGUUCCCCUGCCGCUCAUGCAGAUCAUCUCUGUCCUGCAGAGGCAGCAUUCCUGGUCCCUUUUCACUUGAAGUCUCUAUGCUAAGGAAUCCAGAAGGUUUCAACUGUGAAGACCACAUGUCCAUAGAAAGGUUUAGGCAUCUGAAUGCAAAGCUGCAUAUAAGAUAUGGCAGACGUCAGCUUAAAUUGCUUGGCAACAAAAUUCAGUAGUGUUUUAGAAAAUAACUAUUCUCCACCAAAAAUGAAUUUCCAUGAGAAGUCACUAAGACCCAUAAAGAAUUUUAGGCUAAUGAUAAAUAAAAGAUGAAAGUAUGAGCAUUGCAUACGUCCUUAUGAGACCAAUAAAAAGACCAUGUAGGCACACAUAUCAAAUGUGGAAAGAUAUGCGGCUUGUUCUGUCUCUGAGUAGCCAUUUUUUUGGCUGUUAUUGUAUGAAUUAAGUAGCCCAGACCACAAGUUCUGGACAAAAGAAACUUGCACUUCAUAAUCUUUUUUUUUCUUUUUCAUUUA